AAGCAGUGGAAUUACGACCCGAUGCUCCACGCUACUUGUUGCAUCCUGGUGCAGUACGCGGAGUGGGUGUGGGACAUGCGGAUGUCUCCGUCUCGUCUGCAGCGGUCUCGGAUGGCCAUUCGCGACAGGAUCGCUGGCCUUCGGCGCGGCUCCCUCCGGGCCGGUGCCAGGGGCCAGCUGCCUGCGCUGUGGCUUACGCUGAGACGAGCUGGAUGGGACAUGUUUCAGGCUGCGGUGCUG
This is a messenger RNA of Prorocentrum cordatum, 240 nucleotides long. Lineage: Eukaryota; Dinophyceae; Prorocentrales; Prorocentraceae. The record is from the annotation of a GenBank genome assembly.